Ceratina calcarata is the source of this 3440-nucleotide messenger RNA. It is a transcript of the gene Incenp, whose product is annotated as Inner centromere protein. Gene Ontology annotation, cellular component: nucleus; meiotic spindle midzone; chromosome passenger complex. Gene Ontology annotation, biological process: metaphase chromosome alignment; meiotic spindle midzone assembly; mitotic cytokinesis. NCBI's taxonomy places the organism in Eukaryota, Metazoa, Arthropoda, Insecta, Hymenoptera, Apidae. The record is from RefSeq and is a predicted model, not a curated record. Bases 191 to 2764 code for a protein of 857 amino acids. The transcript is spliced from 9 exons.
CUAGGCUGGUGCAUUGCACGUUGCACCAUCCUGUUCGGGUCAUGAAAUGGAAAUAGUCGUUAAAUAUUCUGUUACUUUCGUGUAUGUCGCAACCAUUUCGUAACGUGUUGAUCUAUUAUUCUUUCUAUGAAAGAUUGUAUCACAGUGUCCAAGUUUUUAUGCACGUCUAGAAGUGUUUCAGGUUUCAAAGAUGAGUACCAGAUCAAUGAAAAAAAUUCAAGAAAUGCUCACCAAGCAUAUCUUGGAUAUCUACAAUCAUCGCACAGAAGUAAAGAAGUCUAUUAAUGACAAUCUAGAAAAUACUUUUGACUAUUUACAAGCUCUGCUUACUCAAAUACCAGAGUCUACUUCUGGUCCUUUAAUUGCCCAUACACCAAAAGUCACAAGGAAAAAGACUAGAAAGCAUAUCGAAACUAUUCCAGAAAAUGAUGUCAUUAUGACUGAUAAUACACAUUUAAAUUCUACUGACGUUCAGACUAAAGAUGGUACAAGCGAAAUUUUAGAAGAAACUGUCAGUGGUCGGUCGAGAAGACAAGCUUCAAAGAAAGCUGCAGACAGUAUCCGACAACAACAAUCAUUGACACUUGCCUCGAAAUUACGAAGACCUACCACGGAGGAUGAAAUUGAUAUGAAGAAGAAACGGGCUAGUCAAUUGAAAAGAAAGAAGAUAGCUAGAAGUAGUUCUGAAGACGAGCAAACUGGAGGACCCACCAAACAUAGUAAAACGGAGGCAAGUGUUCUAAGUGAAACCUUAGAAAACAAGAAAAGGAGUAAGAAUUUGCAGACUCAUAAUUCUAAGAUAGAAGAACCGACGCAGGAAACGAAGGUCGAGCUGUCAAAACCCUCAGUGGUGACAAGGAGUUCCAGCAGAAAGAGAAGUUACUCGCAAAGCGAGAACGCUAAAAACCGCGACAUGGACGAAACAGUGAUCGCCCCGAGGGGGAAUGAGAUGGGAGAGCAAUCGGUGUACGAGGACGCGAUUGGAAAGCCUGCUCUUAAUUCCACAAUGAAUUACAACUCCACGUAUAAUUUACAAAACAUGGUCAACGCGACGGUAGUAUUGGAACGCUUGUCGGCAGCGUCGGUGGUGAAACUGAACGAGACGGUGACGCUUAACAAAAAUUUGAUCGCGAAAAAUAAAGAAGAGAAGAGUUCGACCCAUCACAAGAUUGAAGAGGGCAAACCGUCUGCCAAAAAGUCUGUAUCGCAUUCCUCGACAAUCCUGCAGGAUAGACUGCAUUUGAAACAGUUGAUGGCGAACAAAGAUUUCGAUGAUUUGAUUACGGAAGACGAGUCAUCACCUGAGGUGAAGAAACGUAAGACAAGUCUGAAGAAACGACCGAAACGCGUGAUCAUGUCAAUGACGUCGAGCGAGGACGAGGUGCUGAGCACUCCGAUAAAACCGACCCUGAAGGAGAAGAACACCGUGACGGGAUUCCAGGACUUAAAGAGCACGUACAAGUCGAACACGUUGUUUAGCCCGUAUGCAAAAGAAUCGGUGAAGAAGAGGAUCGAAGCAUUCGAGCAAGUGGGCAUGAGUCCGAAGACUCUUAAUAUCGAAGAACCAGUUAGAUUAACGAGGACGAAGACGCGUGCUAGAGCUGCUGCACAAGCAGAAGCUAUGCAAAAUGCGAACAGUAUAGAAAAAACGGUUGCUCAGAAACUGGCACGAAAGUCGCUCGCGAAAGCUAAAAAAAUUUCAUUGGUGAAACAGAAUAAAAAUAAUGACGAGCACAAAGAGAACAAUUUGCUGUCAUCACAGAAAGCCAGUAAGUUAAUAACUGCAGAGAAAUUGAACGCCACGAAACAACUGAAAGCGACUCCGUUGUACAAAGGAAAAACUCAUUUACCGAUGUCUGUUGCUCGUAUUCCUCACACCCCGGUGAAUCAAGUUCACUCGAAUUACAAGGCAUUGAGCGCGACGCGUGGGAAUAUAAUCACAUCAGUCGACUCUUUCAUUCAACACCCCAAAUCAGUAAGUAAACGUAACUCACUGGAAAAACAAGAAGAAAAGAGGCGGAAGUUGAAUGAUGAAGACGCAAAAAAGAAACGAGAAGAGACUCUUAGGCUCCAAACAGAAGAGAAAAGGAGGAAAAGGCAAGAGAAGGAAUUGAAGAACAAACUGGCAAGGGAGGCGAAAGAGAGACAGGAUAUGGAAAAGCGUCAGAAAGCCGAAAGGGAUAGAGAGGAGAAAGCUCGUUUGGCCCAACAAAUACUAGAGAAGCAACGGGAAGAAAUGGAGAAGAAACGGCUAGCUCAAUUGCAACGAGCUCAGGAAACAGAGGAGAGAAGAAAACAAGAGGAGCAGCUACGUAUGCAACGUUUACAGGAACAAGAGGAGGCGGAACGUGUGUUAGCCGAGCAAAGGCGUCGUGAGCAAGAGGCUGAGAAACGGAAAGAAGAACGAGCUCAGCAACAAGAGGCGAUUAAGUCUAAGAAUCAACUGCACCAAACAAAAUACGGAACCAAGAACAAUGGCCCGACAGCGUACAUACUAGAUAGCGAACCGGAUGAGGAUGGCUCUGAUGAUGAAAGCAGACCGAAGCAUGUAAUUCCAUAUUGGGCACUGCCGCAUGUACGCAAAGCUCAACUUGCGAUGCAACGAUACAUUCCGCAGAAGGCGAUCAACCUUUUCUUUGAUACCAAGAAGUGCACUCCUGAUUUAACUCAAAUGUUCCAAGGUAUAGAUAGAAAUAGAUUGAAGCGUACGUCCAGCGCAAUUUGGAAAACGCCGCCACGUUAUUCCAUGAUGGAAUCUGACUAAGAGAGUAGCGUCCUUUUUUAACUUGACGCUGCUUAAUUGUGCCUUUACAAUGAAAUGUUACGUAUUUUCAUACGUCGAGUGUGUAAUAUAGGUAUGCAAUGAUGCCAUACCAUAAGUAUUGCAAACACAUUUCUUCUCACCAUACUGCCAUGAAUGUAAGACAAUUUUUAUCUAAUUUUCUUCCUGGUUCUUUGAAAAUAGCGAAUUUCUUAUCGUAACUGAUUAAUUAACUAAUUAUACUGAUGCAACGUUUUAUUGAAAAAUAAAAUUUAUUAAACUUGGUUCGUUUAUAAUAUUUUACAAAACUAGUUGUUUUUUUAUAAAAAAUAUUAUCUAUCAAAGCCUUACUUCAAUGAAGCUCUUCGUUCUAGCCGUUUGCUUGUACCACUUGGUUUGCUAAACGAAGAAUUUUGUUACAUUUUAUAUACAUACACACACACACACAUAUAAUAAUUAUUAUCAGUAAUAUAAUGAGUAAAUGGCUAAGAUAACAAGAUAUAUACAUAUUCGUUGGAUUGUAUGAACCGUUAAAUUGCAUGGUUUACUUUAGCUCUUUAUGUCCAUGUAGAAGUGGUGGUAAUUUUGGUGUUUGUACGACUUCCAAAGGUCUUAGUUUUAAAUGCGUGUAUAUAGGUAUCUGUAAUAUUAUUUACUCAUUAAAAUGUAAUAUUUAAUA